This is a messenger RNA of Parasteatoda tepidariorum (common house spider), 744 nucleotides long. RefSeq lists its product as uncharacterized. The record is from RefSeq and is a predicted model, not a curated record. Gene Ontology annotation, molecular function: RNA-DNA hybrid ribonuclease activity; nucleic acid binding. Lineage: Eukaryota; Metazoa; Arthropoda; Arachnida; Araneae; Theridiidae.
AUGCGAGUUUCAAGUAUUGCUAGUAACGAUGAAGACGGAGCCGAAGCCGAAGUGCAUUGUGAUCUUUUUUCGUGCUAUUCACCAAUUGGUGCCCAUUCUACCCAUUACGAUGAUGAAAUCGAGGCUAUUUAUGUCGCUUUAAAGCAGCUGGCAAUCAGCUGUUCAUCAUUCUGUAGAGCGGCUAUUUUGUCAGACUCUACGUCUGCGCUUCAAUCUCUCUCAAAUGGACAGUAUACAGAUAAUACCUGUAUUCUGGAGUGCAAAGAGCUGGUAAUGUCGAUCUCUGUUUCCUUCCAGUGGAUCCCAGCCCAGUGUGGGAUUUCUGGAAACGAGGCUGUCGACUUUUUAGCCCAAAAGUGGGCAGGGGUCCUCCAGAGAACUUUGAAAACCCUCUCUUUUCAUUCAGCCAAACUCCUGAUAAAAGGAAGAUAUAACACCAGGAUAAAGCAGAAAGCAUUAUGUGACUCUAUCGGUAAGUCAUGGGCCCCACUGCUUGAGGAUAAACGGUUGAUUCCAUAUUUUCCUAGAAGAGCAGCUGUGGCACUUUUCCGCCUUACUACAGGCCAUCAUGACUGUUUGCCAACGUAUUUGUAUCGAUUUGGACUUUGUGAUUCUCCUUUUUGUCCUUUGUGUGGACAACAUCAAAUUUUUGAUGCUACUCAUCUUGACUCGUGUUCUGCACUUGCGUUUUUAAAUUGUAGAGUACAGAGAUAUUGGAAGGCCAGAGAACUAAUUUCGUCAUAG